UGCAUUAGAAACCCAAACCCCACAGAUCAAAAUUCUCUAAUCCACAAUACUAUCAUCAUCAUCAUCAUCAUCAUCAUCUGCAAGAGGAGAAAAAUCCAAACUUCAAAGCAAAAAGGGCUGAAUCGAAGCUGUAGUAGUCUUGACAACAUGAAUCUCAGCUGUUUACAACCUUUGUCUAAACCACCCAAUUAUGUUGUCCCCGUUAGUUCAACAGUUCCAGGUUCGUGUCAUUUCUUGCAAAACUACCAAGCAACAAUUCCAAGCAGAGGUUCCUGGAGUUACAAGGAUGGAAUGUUUGUUAACAGGAAAGGAGGGAUUGCGCGCGGGUGGUUGUUGCCAGUGGAUCCAUGGGCACCAAAUAUUGACUCACAAAGCAUUGCUUCUCAACUCUUUGCAGUUUCUCUGUUCCCAUAUAUUGGCUUCUUGUACUUCAUCACCAAGUCUAAGUCUGCUCCCAAGCUCACCCUUUUUGGCUUCUACUUCUUGCUUGCCUUUGUGGGUGCCACCAUCCCAGCCGGAAUAUACGCAAAGGUGAAAUACGGUACUUCCUUGUCUAAUGUGGAUUGGUUACAUGGAGGGGCUGAAUCACUUCUCACUUUAACCAACUUAUUCAUCGUCUUGGGGCUGAGACAAGCUCUUAGGAAGACCAAGGAUGCAAAAGAAGGCGCAUCAAGCUCCGUUCAGGAUGUGGAAAACCAGAAGAAACCUUACAUAUAGAUUAACUAUGAUUUCAGUCGAUCUCCUUGCCAUUUCAUUGUUAAAGUACCAUGAGCUCUUCUCAAUUCUGUUGGAUGUUGCUUCUUGUCCUGCAGUUUUCUUAUUUCAGGACUUGUGGUAUAUGAUAAUUUCUAGAGUGUUAACUUGUUACCAUUUGCUUAUGUAUUCCAUCGGCUAUGUGUAAAGACAAGCAAUGUAGGAAUCGUUGGAAUGUAGAUUCUUUUUCCCUGUAUAUACUGAUUUUAUUCUUCUGAAAUCCAGGAUUUGUGAACUUUCACGGUA
This is a messenger RNA of Gossypium raimondii (Peruvian cotton), 999 nucleotides long. RefSeq lists its product as uncharacterized. The transcript is spliced from 3 exons. The coding region runs from base 148 to 717 and encodes 189 amino acids. The record is from RefSeq and is a predicted model, not a curated record. NCBI's taxonomy places the organism in Eukaryota, Viridiplantae, Streptophyta, Magnoliopsida, Malvales, Malvaceae.